This is a messenger RNA of Oncorhynchus kisutch (coho salmon), 4719 nucleotides long. Its product is annotated as zinc finger FYVE domain-containing protein 9. Gene Ontology annotation, biological process: endosomal transport. Gene Ontology annotation, cellular component: early endosome membrane. The record is from RefSeq and is a predicted model, not a curated record. The coding region runs from base 833 to 4579 and encodes 1248 amino acids. NCBI's taxonomy places the organism in Eukaryota, Metazoa, Chordata, Actinopteri, Salmoniformes, Salmonidae. Gene Ontology annotation, molecular function: metal ion binding. The transcript has 20 exons.
UAAAACUGUAACUUAAAGCAGGUACAGCCUCAGUGUUCACAGUAAAACUGUAACUUAAAGCAGGUACAGCCUCAGUGUUCACAGUAAACGCGCACUGGAAGUUUCACAACAUCCAAGUUUGCGCUCAGCAGACCUUACAUUUGCUCAGUGCUGAAAAAAAGAGCGAACAUUGGUUCCAGGUCAAACUUUUGGGGGUUUCAGGUAGAACCCUUUGGGGUUCCAUGUAAGGAAAAGGGUUCUACCUGGAACAACAACAAUGUCAUCUUAUGGGGACAGCCGAAGAACCCCAAAUUCCUUCUUGCAUUUGCUUAUAAACACAAAAAUCGACACGGAUUAAAAAUGUUUUAUCUUGAUUUAGUUAUUCACCUUGCAACGUGUUGAAAUGUGGGCUUUUAUUUUAAGGUUUCUUCAUUAUCAUUGGAAAGUGACGUCAUUGUUAGUGCUGCUAGCGGAAUAGUAGUGAGGCGACAGAGUGAUUCCUGAGUGCUGACGUACAACUACUACUUUCCGACUUCAGCUGUUCCAAGUCUGGCGAAAAACGGAACUGUAUGUGGUGUGUUUACCUACACGGGGAGACUUGUAAAAUACAACUGAAAGGCGAUUAAUAUUGGACCUGUGUGUGUGUGAGAGAGAAUGACAGGUACAAACGGAAGGAUUUCAUGGCACUACGCGUGAAGAUGGGAAUUCCACCAAUCUGGGUGCUUGGCUCUAGCCAGACUGGAUGAGGAAGUGAGGCUGAGUGAGAAGGAGAUCACAGCUACCCAGGACUACUGUUGGAGAGGACCUCUGGACAGGUUCCUGCAGCGUGUGUCAGGGUGGAGGUACCGGACUCAUGGAGAACCACUUCCAGACAGAGGCCUUCAACCUGGAUAAAGUGUUGGAUGACUUUGAACAGAAGCAAGAUGAGACCGACAGUCCCAGUCUGUCUGAUAAGUGGAUUCAGAUCCUGGCCCCUCCUGCCCACCUACUAUCUCCGAACCGUGCCCUGGCUUUGACCCCAGACCUCGGCCCCCUCCCCUUAAAGACCCCCCUGCCCCCUGACCCGUCAUCCAGCAACCCCCAGGGGCCCAACGCCAAAUACCACCCCACCGCCGAGCCCCCACCCUGGGGAGAACUACCAGACUGCCGUGCAGACGUGCAGAGCCCUCCACUCCCCCAGCCCAACAUCGGCAAGCUGGUUGGGGGUGAGGGCUCGUCGGCCUCCUCUAGCCCCCCUCCGUACCACCACCACUCCUCUAUCAGCCCCUCUAGUCCAGCCAGCCCUGUCCUCAACGGGCUCAGUGAAGAUCCCUGUAAGGGGAACCAGACAUGGGUGACCCCUUUAGACCACCACCAGCCCCCCACACCCUCAGACCCACGUACUGAUGCCCCUGUGGGGGAGAGGGGUGACGGAAGCUCCCACAUUAGUCACACACACUUGACCAUUGAGGAGAGGCUGGGAGGGGUUGAGGUGAUAGCAGAGAAGUUUAACUCCAAGCCAGAGACCGAGAGACCUGGUGCUUUAUCACCUAUUCAGGACAGUGGUAGGGAGGAGGCUGGAAUGGCUGGGGUACAGUCACAUGAGGAAGGAAUCCCUAAGAGGGAAAGUCAUGGAAAUACUGUUAAAAAUGGAUUGAUGGAGGGACCGACAGAGUGGAAGGAGUGUAGGAAUUCCUCUCAGAAGCAGACGAGGUUGAUAGGAGAAAUGGAGAAGGAGAGCAGGGGAGGUCAGGAUGGAGAGAUGGUUCUUACCAGCGGCAUGGCUACUGAGGAGGAGGACCGAGGGAGCAGAGAGGAGGAAGAGGAGGACCGAGGGAGCAGGGAGGAGGACCGAGGGAGCAGGGAGGAGGGCCGAGGGAGCAGGGAGGAGGAGGGCCGAGGGAGCAGGGAGGAGGGCCGAGGGAGCAGGGAGGAGGACCGAGGGAGCAAGGAGGAGGAAGAGGAGGACAGAGGGAGCAGAGAGGAGGGCGAGUCUCUACCCCCUCCUCAAUCCAAGGAGGACUCCGUGACAGAGGAGAAGGAGAUGGAGGAGAGCAACCUAGAGAACGGAGGAGGAGAUAGCCGUGUUCCCUCCAUACUGAACACUCGUCUGCAGCUGGUCAGUGUUCUUCCGUUCGGUGGAGCACGUCCCAAACAACCGGUCACUCUCAAACUCCAGAUCCCUUGGCCGCUAUCCGGACAGGACCAGAACCAACUAUCACCUACCGUUAACACCACCACCACCACCGCCGUCUGCAAGAACAAGAACCUUGAGAACCGUGCCGGUGACAUAACCAUGGAAACUGGAACCGUCGUUGCCGGGGGUGACCCUGGUGGUUGUGUCGCGGUUGUUAACGGGGAGUUGCUAAACGGGUCGUCAUCGUUGGGCCUGGUGCUGGAGUCUGAGAGCAGCCCGGACAAUGACCUCCAGGCUGGGUGUCACCACCAGGGGGCUCUGCCCAGGAAACAGCUCUCCUCCCUGGGGGAUGUGGCCCCCGUGUGGGUCCCUGACUCCAAGGCACCAGUCUGUAUGAAGUGUGAGGUCCGCUUCACCUUCACCAAGAGGAGGCAUCACUGCAGGGCCUGUGGAAAGGUGUUCUGUGCUGCCUGCUGCAGCCUGAGGAGCAGACUGAUUUACAUGGACAGGAAGGAGGCCAGAGUCUGUAUCACCUGUCACUCUGCCCUACUGAGUGGUCAUUCGUGGGAGGGUAUGUGUGGUGGGUCUAACCAGAGUCCUAACCCCAACAACCCAGCACAGUACUGCAGUACCAUCCCACCUCUGCAGCAGAUCCACUCAGAGGGGUCCACAGGUUUCCACCCGCGGGAGCGGAGGAGGGUGCGGUUUGCAGAUGGAAUCCUGCCCAAUGGGGAAGCAGCGGAAUCCCCCAAGCUCCCUGCUACCAGCCCCGCCCCCUCGCAAACAUUGGCUGUCUCACAGUGUUCCAACAAAUCCUUCACUUCUGAUUUGCGAGAGGCGUUGUCCCCUGCCCCUGCGUCCACCGUGGGAAGCCCUGUAGGCAGCUCCAUCAGUCUAAUUCCGGAGGACGGACUUCCUCCCAUCCUCAUCUCAACCGGAGUUAAAGGAGACUAUGCGGUGGAGGAGCAUCCCUCUGAGAUGGUUCUGAUACAGCAGCUGGAGGAGGGAGGUCCUGACCCCUUGGUGUUUGUGCUCAACGCUAACCUGCUGGCUAUGGUCAAACUGGUCAACUACGUAAACAGGAAGUGUUGGUAUGUGACCACUAAGGGGAUGCAUGCAGUGGGCCAGGCCGAGGUGGUGGUGCUGCUGCAGUGUCUACCUGACGAGAAGAGCAUCCCCAAAGACCUCUUCAGCCACUUUGUACAGCUCUACCAGGAGGCCCUCACAGGUAAUGUCCUGACCCACCUGGGCCAUUCAUUCUUCACCCAGAGUUUCCUGGGCAGCAGGGAGCAUGGAGGGUUCCUCUACGUCUCCCCGUCUUUCCAGUCCCUCCAGGACCUGAUGCUCCCCAACCCCCCCUACCUGUUUGGGGUGUUGCUGCAGAAGUGGGAGACCCCCUGGGCCAAGAUGUUCCCACUCCGACUCAUGCUGCGGCUGGGCGCCGAGUACAGAUUCUACCCCUGCCCUCUGUUCAGCGUGCGGUUCAGAAAACCCCUGUUUGGAGAAGCAGGUCACACCAUCAUGACCCUGCUAGUGGACUUCCGUAACUACCAGUACACGUUGCCCAUGGUGAAGGGUCUGGUGGUGGACAUGGAGGUGAAGAAGACCUGCAUCAAGAUCCCCAGCAACCGAUACAACGAGCUGAUGAAGGCGAUGAACAAGUCCAAUGAACACGUCCUGGCCAUGGGGGCGUGUUUUAACGAGCUGGCCGACUCCCACCUGGUGUGUAUUCAGAACGACGACGGAAACUACCAGACACAGGCCAUCAGUAUCCACCACCAACCACGUAAAGUGACUGGCGCCUGCUUCUUUGUGUUCAGUGGUUCUCUGAAGGCAUCUUCUGGAUACCUGGCCAAGACCAGCAUUGUGGAGGAUGGUGUGAUGGUGCAGAUCACAGCAGAGACCAUGGAUGCUCUACGGCAAGCCCUCAGGGACAUGAAGGACUUUAGUAUCACCUGUGGCUGGGCAGACCAGGAGUACAGCCAGGAACAUGUUCACAUUCAGUGGAUAGAUGACGAUCACAACUUUUUCAAUAAGGGGGUAAUUAGUCCUAUUGAUGGGAAGUCUAUGGAGUUCAUCACCAGCGUGAGAAUCUUCCACGGUUCAGAGUUCAAGGCUGAUGGGAAGGUCAUCCGCUGGACAGAGGUGUUUUUCCUACAGAGUGAGGACCAGCCCAACGGUCUGAGUGACCCUGCUGACCACAGUCGCCUGACGGAGAACGUGGCGAGGGCUUUCUGCGUGGCGCUCUGCCCACACCUCAAACUGCUGAAGGAGGAAGGCAUGGCUAAGCUGGGCCUAAGGGUCACCCUCGAGUCUGACCAGGUGGGUUACCUAGCAGGAAGUAACGGCCAGCCUCUCCUCUCCCAUUACCUGAGGGACCUGGACAGUACUCUGAUACCUGUCAUCCACAGAGGGGCGUGUCAACUCAGCGAGGGACCUGUCGUCAUGGAGCUGGUUUUCUACAUCCUGGAAAUCCUCUCCUAGGAGACGGAGGCACCGCUUAGCAACGGACCAACACCCCAGACGCUGAUCUCCUAGUUCUCUCUCUCUAAUCCUCAUCCUCUAUUUUUCCCUCCCAUCUUGCCUCUCCUGUUCUUCAGAGAGAGGCUGUGAGGGGCAGCUAG